GUUGAUUUGUUGGACUUUGUGGACUGGUCAGGAGUUGAAUGCCUUAACCAAAGCAGUACUCACUCUCUUCCUAAUGCCCUUAAACAGGAUGAGACUUAGGAGUGGCAAUUUCUGAUGCUGCAUGGUAUCUCAGUUAGCAAUGAAAUUUUGACAUGAGAUCUGUAGUGACACUAUAGAUUCGCCAGCAGGGAAUAAAGGGUCAACAUUUAUAUUACCCAAAGUUUGUAUACCCCUGAAACCUUAGGUGACUAGCAAUUUUGCCUAGAAUGUGGCGUCAGGGCCUGCGCAGAGUCUCCUCAAAUCUCAUCACCCCACUGCACCACCCCAAUUCAUCAUUUAGACAAAUCUUUAGCCAUCAGGCAUUAGGAUCACCCUCGUCGACGUCAGGGUCAUCGAGCCCAAGCCUAUCAAUAUGGAGAAGGAAGAAGGAGAUCGGAAAAGAGGGUUUAAUGGUGGCUAAAGAGCUGAAGCGCCUUCAGACAAAUCCCAUACGCUUGGAGAGGUUCAUGAAAUCCCACGUCUCCCGCCUCCUUAAAUCCGACCUGAUUGCUGUCCUUGCUGAGUUCCAGAGACAAGACCUUGUCUUUCUCUCCAUCAAGUUGUAUGGGGUGGUCCGUAAAGAAAUUUGGUAUAGGCCAGAUAUGUUCUUCUACAGGGAUAUGCUAAUGAUGCUAGCGAGAAAUAAAAGAGUAGACGAAGCCAGGAGUGUAUGGGAUGACUUAAAGAGGGAAGGCGUGCUUUUUGAUCAGCAUACCUUUGGUGACCUCAUUAGGGCCUUCUUAGACAGUGGACUACCGAAGGAAGCAAUGGACAUAUACGAGGAAAUGAGGCUCUCUCCUGAUCCCCUGCUAUCAUUGCCUUAUAGAGUGAUCUUGAAGGGGCUCCUCCCAUAUCCAGAAUUGAGGGAAAAAAUAAAAGAUGACUUCUUGGAACUUUUCCCUAAUAUGAUUGUUUACGACCCACCUGAGGACUUAUUUGAUGAUCAACAAUGGGAAAAGGACGAUGUAGAUGGAUGAGUAGUAGUGGAUGUUGCAAUGAGAAAAAAGCUUACUCUAUGGGCACUAGGAAAGAAAACUCUUAAGAUAUCCAUGUGAGAAAAAGCUUAUUCUAUGGGCACAGAGAGACAAACUCCCGUGAUAUCCGGCUAAUUUCUUAAAAUAAUUCUCAAAGAUAGAUUUGUCUUAAAAGUGAGAGUUUUUGAGAUUAUGUUUGUCCACUUUUCUGUCCAAUACAAAAUUACGUAGUUUUACUUAUUAAUACUGAUUGUGUGGCACAUAACAUUGAAUGCAUAUUUAGAGUGUGUUCGGUAAAUAGAUUUCA
Molecule: messenger RNA, 1320 nt
Organism: Coffea eugenioides
Lineage: Eukaryota; Viridiplantae; Streptophyta; Magnoliopsida; Gentianales; Rubiaceae
Product: pentatricopeptide repeat-containing protein At1g62350-like
Exons: 3
Coding region: 267-1016 (249 amino acids)
Molecular function (GO): protein binding
Source: RefSeq, a predicted model, not a curated record